GCACAUCAAUUAAAAUUCCAAGAAAUCCAAUUCCAAAAAUUUCUAAAAUGUUAACAAAGGAUUUUUCGAAUUGUACUCGCAAAGGAUGGUAUUUGGUAGACAUCAAGACAGAUGAAGAUGAUAAGAGGAAAAAGGAUGAAAAAGAAAUACAGUUAGAGAUGAGACGAGCUGCAAUGGUAAAGCGAUGCGAUGCCAAAAUAGCUCGACGUCAUUUGCAGGCCGAGCAACGAGAAAUCUGCGAGAAGGAAAAAUUAUUACAUGCACAAAAACUUAUUGAUCUGAAACAAAGAGAAAUCGAAGUGACUAAUAGAUUGGCUGCUGAAUUAUCGCUACGUAAAAGUAAAGACUUACGAAUUAUAUAUUAUUCACAUAUAAAAAAUUAUUUAUUUAUAAAAAAUUGUAAUUGUUUCUUUUUUUUAUGUAUUCUUCCAUCUCUUUUAUCUUCUUUAAUUGUUGCGAUAUUAAAUAAAAUCAGUUCUUUUGCAAACUACACAGACGAAGAAAUAAAAUUAAGUCGGGAAAAAUCCUUCACGCAAUCAUUAUCGGAUUGUGCUAUGAAAGAAGCUCGAUCACGUCUGAUAGAGAAAAAAGUUAAUUUGGAAGAGAGCCAGGCAAAAUUAACGAAACUCUUGCAUCAAGACGAAACCGUCGAGAAAUUACAACAAGCUGAACAAGAGAAAAAAAAGCAGAAUUUGCGCACUGAUCUACAAAGACAAAUAAUGGAUAAUCGUCGACGAAUUCAAGAGAAAAGAAAUAAAGAAAAAGAGCAAGAUCGUAAGAUGAUAGAGCAGACGAUGCAAAAAAUUCAGGAAGAAGAUGCAAGAAUAAAAAAAAAGAAAGAUGACAAUAUGAUUCUUCUGAGAGAAGAGAUGACUGCAUCUUUAGCAGCUAAGGAUGCGUGGGAAAAGAAAUAUAGAAAAGCAUUAAAGGAUGAAGACGAGAGAAUAUCUCGUACAGUUGCGGAAAAGGAAGCUCGACAGGAGAAACUGCUCAACAUGAAGACAGAAUUACGCGAGAUAAAAGAAGCAGCGAUAGAUAAAGUAGCUAAAAAACUGCUAGAUAACAUAUAUAAAAAAAAAGGAUGUACAAAUGAUUAAUGAACAAAUCCACGAUCGAUUAAUAAAAGAAAAAAUUCUUUGAAAAAAAGCGUUGUGUGUGCACAUGAACAAAUUAUCUUGUACAUUUCACAUUUUAUCUAGCAUUUAUUGGUAUACAGGUAUGUACAAAUCGCGUUAUUCUUCACGCGAAUUCCUGUUAUAUUUGUACAAAGUCCGUGUAAAAAUACAGCAGCCCCAUCUUAUAUCAAUUACAAGUUUAUGGUUUUUUACGCGAUAAAAGUUAAAAUAAAAUAACAGUCUCGCCUCUCGGACGUAUCUAAUAUUCCGAAUAGGUUCGGAUCGAGACCACUUGUGCCCUCGACUUUGUCGAUCCGAGUGUGUCGUAUCAUUUGGCAUGCGAGGAUUUUCCCUCCUCCCCCCGCUACUGCUAACUAUUAAAUGGAACAAGAAGCACUCGAGUUUAACGGGAAUGAUUACAAUAUAAGUACGAACAAUCAAUUUGUCCUCGGUUACUGUCUAGUCAUCAUAGUCAUUCAGCGCUCUAAUCAUUUGCAGAUCAAAAAUACAAUGUUUAGCUACAAUUACUGGACUACGAUACUUUUUCAAAGUCAUACGAUAAAUAUGCAUACACAUAAAAAGAGAUUUCACGCCACAUGGCAAUAUCAGCAGUUUUUCCUGCUAGAUGAUUUGCACGACAGUCUUCAAUCCCAAUAAAUUGUAAAAGCUUAAAGAAAUCUUUGUAAAAACUUAAGGAAUUUUUUUUAUAAAAGUAGUUUUGUCAAUCUUACAAAUCUUGCUCUAAAAAAUACAACAAAAUUGAAAGAAAUUUAAUUUCCAUUUAAAAUUUCUUAUUGUUCCUUUCUAUUCUCACAUUUUUUAGAAAAUUCAAGUAGAAAUCAGAUUUCUUUUCGGUGUGUGUUUUCUCUCUCCUUAAUAUAUGCUUCACAAAGCUUUUUGAUUUUCUCGUUGAUUUUUCCUUAAUAGUACAAUCAUGUUCCUAUUGACUUAGUAGUGUUAAGUGAUGUAAAAUAGUUUCAAUUAAAUAUGCGCGAUUCAAUUCGUCAAAUAAGAAAAUAGAAUUGUGCAAUUAAGUUCUUAUGCUAGAGAAAAUGUGCUUAAAUAAAAUAAAUAAAAAUAUUUAAUUAAAUAUUAAUUAAAAUACAUCUUUUUAGAAAAUAAUGCAAACAUGAUAUCUCUAAGAUAUGACUAAUACCUAUUUUUCUUUUAAAAUCCGUCCAUUCUUCAGUAAAUACUUCGGAUUUUGCUUUGAUUUUACUAUAAAUUGAUUACUUUCUCGAUUCGUGCUUAUUAACUAAUCUUGCACUAAUCAGAACUCGCCGCAAUUCGGGAUGAAAUUAGAGAUUCAAAUGGGGUAAAAUCUUUUCCAUAUGUAUGCGUUUUUCAUCGCACUCGUCAAAUUUACGUAGAAAAUUGUUUAAUCGCGUCUACAGAUUUGAUUCAUUUCGUCGCGACUGAAUCUCUCAGUGGACAGACUAUACAAAGGUAAUACCUACAAUUUAUCAUCUACACAUUACGGAAUCUGAAUAUCUCAGCAUUUCUGUUGUCUACUUGCUGAUUCUACGUCCAAGCUACAUAUGUUCUCUCUUGCUCUCCUCCUUUCUUCUUUUUUUCUUUUUUGCUUCGUUCAGAUUACAACGCAAACCUUACAACCAAAGCGGAAUACAUUCUCUAGUUAUUCGUACGAUGUAUAUAAGUAUGUAUCACAAUAUAUAUAUAUAUAUAUAUAUAUAUAUAUAUAUAUAUGGAUAUAGAUAUAAAACGAAAUGCAAAGUUAACGGAUAUUCGGAUUAAACGUUCGCCACGUUUAAUUAAGUAAUACACAGCAGUUUUUCGCACAGCGACUAGGCACAAAAAGCGAAUCGCACUACUGGAUUAUAAUCGACUAAGAAUUCGGAGAUUAAAAUCAAAAUUUCCAUGAGCUCGGAUUUAAAUGGGAUACAUAGAGACAUAUGUUAUGCAAAAAACAUUUUUUUUCCAUUCUUUUUUCUUUCCGACAUACGGAAACACAUAUGUUAAUAGCCAAUAUUCAUAAAUAGCCAUUGCAAAUUAGAAAUUCUUUAUUCAAAAUUAAGAUAUGUUAAAAUAAAUUCCAUAAGAACUUGAAAACAAAAAAAGUCAAGAACUUCGAAUCUAAUUUUUAUCUCGAAAAAAACGUGUCCAAUUUUGCAAAGUAAUUUUUUUUUCGAUUCAUAUCAACUUUUACCUUGAUAUAACAUCGAGAAACUCAUUGAAAUUACAUCGAUUUCGAUUCUCAAUUAAUUCAAAAGAAAAUAAUAUAACAGCUCGAUUUUAAAAAUAAAAGCGCUUCUUUACGAGUCAAACAAUCAUGUCUAUGAGUUCGUGUAAAAGUAACAUCACACAUCUUCUAAAUUAAGUACAUUUACGAGUGUGUACAAACACACACAGACACAUACACACACAUACGCGCGCGCAUACACAUAUACACACAAGCGGAUUUUUAUUACAAACACCACUUUCAGUAGUUAAUGGAACCAAUUAUGUAAGUAUACAAAACAUAGUCAGCCAAGAGUAUAAGUGCUAAGACAAAGCAUAGUUUCUGCAAAGUCUUUGUUUACUUAUACAAGUAAAUGCGUAAUAGACGUAAAUGUACUGCCUUUACAAGCUUUGGAGUUGAAACAUCGUUCAUUUAUCAAAUUAGGCUUUCAACUGCAUCUGACGAAUGAAUAUAUAACACGUACCGUCAUGGAAAUGUAAAUAUUAAUAUUUGUUAUCACGAUAGCUGAAUUUAAUGUAAAAAUGAAUCAUACGAAAUAUGUCUUUUAAAAAGACAUAAUUAAUCAAUGAUAUAUAAUGACUUCUUUUAAUUCCAAACAAUAUACGAUUCAAUAACUGAGAAUUUUCAUGAGUUUAGUUACUUACAUAAUUCUAAAUAGAGAGAAUAUGCAGUUUGGAAAUUAAAUUAAUUACAUGAUUCAAUUACACUGAAUUGUGUGUGUACGUACACACAUGGCGGUGUCAAUAGUUUUAAUUGAAUUAAAAGAAACCUAUCAAACCCUGUUUACAUCGUUUAGUAAAUUUUAUACGUACAAAAUAGAUAAAGUUAUAUAUUUAUCUUAUUUCCUUUCCUUUUUACUUCCUUCUCCUAAAUAAUACUUUUUGUUACGGAAUGAUAUAAAAAUGAAUACCGCCAACGAGCGUAUUAAUAUUAUUAAUGUUAUUAUCCUUGAGUAUCGAGUCCGUAUCGAUCCGACUUUGUUUGUUACUUUACUAUACAGAGUGACAACUCAUACGUGCACGUUUAAUAUGUCAGGCAGGCAGUAUGAGAAGUCGGCGAUCAUAAACGGAUCUUAAAAGAGGAUACAUUAACCGUACUCAUACGUGUUGGCUAAUAACAGCUAGUAAAGUCGAUUUCAUAACGAUUAACC
Formica exsecta is the source of this 4465-nucleotide messenger RNA. Its product is annotated as trichohyalin-like. The record is from RefSeq and is a predicted model, not a curated record. Lineage: Eukaryota; Metazoa; Arthropoda; Insecta; Hymenoptera; Formicidae. The transcript is spliced from 3 exons. The coding region runs from base 48 to 1097 and encodes 349 amino acids.